Erpetoichthys calabaricus (reedfish) is the source of this 2620-nucleotide messenger RNA. RefSeq lists its product as uncharacterized. Gene Ontology annotation, biological process: DNA integration; DNA recombination. The transcript has 4 exons. Gene Ontology annotation, molecular function: DNA binding. Bases 137 to 2425 code for a protein of 762 amino acids. The record is from RefSeq and is a predicted model, not a curated record. Lineage: Eukaryota; Metazoa; Chordata; Cladistia; Polypteriformes; Polypteridae.
UACAUUAUUAAUAAUAAAUAUAAAACAAAUCAAUCAUUAAUCCAAUAAUGUAGUUUUCAACACUUGUAAAUCAGUAUGCAGUAUAGGGACUUGGUUCUAGAUGGCUUUCUUAUGUUUUUAAUAGGUGAGCGAAGAGAUGCUUCGAAACUGUUCCGAGUCAUCAGAUUCCAGUAUGAACCAAAGCGAUGAUGACUACAUUCCUAAGUCAUCAGAAGAGAAUAGUCCAGACUGCAGUAGUGACAGCUUAUCAGCACACAUGAGUGACAAAAUAGAUAAAGAUGAGAAAUCCUCUGCGUCAUGUUCCACAUAUAAUAGACCUGUACCUGAUUCCACUGUUUCAGACUCUGAAAGCAAAGAAUAUGAUCCAGUAUCUGUAAAGGCAGUUUCUGUAAAAACUGGUGGAGGAAGAGUAUAUGACAAAAAACAGUUUUGCCUUUUCUGUGGUAAGUCCUAUGCAAAAAUUGCCAGGCAUAUUGAACAAAUUCAUCACAAUGAGACUGAAGUUGCUAAAGCUCUCCAGUUUCCAAGAAAAUCAAAAGAAAGAAGACUUCAAAUAGAUCUUCUUCGAAACAGAGGCAAUUUUGCUCACAAUGUGGAAGUUUUAAAAAUGGGGAAAGGUAUGCUCAUACCUCGAAGACAACCUAGAAAUUGUUUGCCAUCUAAAGAUUUUGCACAUUGUUUAAAUUGUCAGGGUUUUUUUUUAAGACACAAUCUUUGGCGACACAUGAAACAUUGCAAGCUUAGAAAACGUGAUCAACCAAAACCUGGAAAAAAUAGGGUCCAGUCUUUGUGUGCAUUUGCUGAACCUGUGCCUCCUGGUGUUGACAGUGGCCUUUGGAAGCUAAUGAGUGAAAUGAUAAAAGACGACAUUUCACUUAUAGUCAAGAAGGAUCCUUGCAUUUUACAAAUAGCACGACAUCUCUUUAACAGGCUCGGUUCAGACAUAUCUAAACAUGAAUACAUUCGUCAGAAGAUUAGAGAGCUUGGUCGUUUGUUGUUAUGUGCAAGACGAAUAACACCAUUGCAAAAUAUGAAAGACUUCAUAAUUCCAUCUAGCUUUCCACAUGUAGUAACAGCAGUGAAAUGUGUUGCUGGGUACGACCAGGAGAGUGGCACAAUGAAAACUCCUUCAUUAGCACUGAAGCUUGGCCACAGCCUUCAGAAAAUAUCAAAUAUAGUGGAAGCCCAGGCAAUGGUAGAAGAAAAUGAAAUGAUGGUAAAAAAUGCUCAAAGCUUCCGAAAAAUUUAUGAAACCCAGUGGAAUGAGCUAAUUUCGUCUGUAGCCCUAAGAUGUUUGAGAGAGUCAAAGUGGAAUGCACCUCAGCUUUUGCCUUUUACCGAAGAUGUGAAAAAAAUGCAUUUGUAUCUUGAUGACAAACAGGAAGAAAAUUACAAAAAUCUUCUAGCUGAGGCCUCUGCAAGAAACUGGGCAAGCCUUGCAAAAGUCACUUUAACACAAAUUAUUUUGUUUAAUCGCAAAAGAGAAGGAGAAGUUUCCAGAAUGCUUCUAAAUACCUUUUUGUUAAGAGAUGUAUCAGAUUUGCAUGGAGAUGUUGCUCUUGCUCUUUCGGAACUAGAGCAAAAGCUUUGCCAUCACUUUAUCAGAAUUGAAAUUAAAGGCAAGCGUGGAAGGAAGGUUCCUAUACUGCUGUCACCAGCUAUGCACAGAGCAAUGAAGUUGCUUGCAGAAAAAAGAGAUGUUUGUGGUGUGCCAUGUGACAACAACUAUAUGUUUGCAAGACCUUCGGCUCUAUCUCAUUUUCGUGGAUCUGAUUGUAUUCGGCUUUUUGCCAAAGAAUGUGGAGCAAAAAGUCCUAAAACGCUUUCAUCGACCAAACUCCGAAAACAUGUGGCAACUCUGUCAAAAGUUCUUAACUUGAACGAUACAGAAUUGGAUCAGCUGGCUGAUUUCCUUGGGCAUGACAUUAGAGUGCAUAGGCAAUACUAUCGCCUCCCAGAAGGCACUUUGCAGUUGGCUAAGAUCAGCAAAAUUCUCUUAGCUCUGGAAACUGGGCGCCUUGGAGAGUUUAAAGGAAAAAAUCUGGAUGAUAUCACCAUUGAUCCAACUGAAAAAGUAGUGAUUGAAAAUGAAACAUCAGAAAGUGAGGAAGAAUUAAGUGAUCAUGAAGGUGAAGCAGAAAUGCAAGUUAAGCAGAUGAAACGAGCUCAGGGCCAAGUACAGGAAACAAAAGUUAACAGUGUUUGCCAAGGUCAUAAACAAGUGAAGAGGAGAAUGUGGAGUGAAGAAGAAAUAAGAGCAGUGGAAAAACAUUUGGCCAAAUUUAUAAAUAUAUGUAAAGUGCCAGGAAAGGGAGAGUGUGAAGCCUGCAUCCAAAAUGAACCACAAGCUCUCAAAAAUAGAGAUUGGCUGAGUGUCAAAUUCUUUAUAAAAAAUCGAAUUACCUCACUGAAGAGAAAGGUUUAAAACAAGUGUUUCCGUUAUUAAAGGUGUUCAUUUAAGAUUUAGUUAUGGGAAACAAUUUAAUCAGUUUACAUUAGGUGUUUUUAUGGUAAUUGAAAACAACAGUUCCAAAAAGCCAGUUACUUGUUUGCUCUUUAAAUAAUUUGUAUUUCAUACGUUUAUAUGCACUUACAUAAAGAUAUAUACACAGUUAAUAUU